ACGAUUUGAGAGUUUUAUUGAUUUACCUUUUCCAGAAAUUUCAGCAAAUACAAAAAGAAAAAAAAGGACAAAAAAUAUAUAUUUUUAUUCAAUAAAAGGAUAAAAUACAAUACAACCAUGAGUAGCAAACUCAAACAUGAAGACAAAAAAGAAAAGAUGAUAACCAUACCUCGAGUAUUACUGUUUUUAUUGAUACUAGAUAGGUAAUUAAUCUUACUAUUUUUAAAGUGUGAUAUUGUUGAGGCGUUUUUAACCACUGUGCAAAAUGUAUUCAAUUUACUUGCUCCACAUACUGAUCCACAUCACUCCUUUAGAAGUUUUGUCUUGCCACCUACUCCGGUUCAGUAGGUGGCGCUACUACGUCAUCCAGCCGUCUGCCACCCGCUAGUUUGGCCGCAGAAGAAGGAGGAAAAUCUGUCUGUCCCCUUUAGGAUCCGUAAUAAAAACACACACCGUUAGCUUAGCUGAUGUGCUAGCCACCGGGACCCCCAAAGAUUCCCUUCCCGCGGUUUCUUCAGAGUUCGUGAACCGGCGGCUGAAGGCUGGAGCUCGGAAAACAUUCAGAGUUUAGGACCGCCGCCUCCGUCUGACCGCCGGGGUCCAGACCGCCAUCGGGUCUGCGCCCAGCAGUUUGUUUGUUUGUUUCCUCCAGACCGGACCUCUCUGGUUCUGUCCAAACAGCAGAUUUCUAAUCACAGGUCCAGAAUGGACCAGGAGACGCAGACGUGUCCUCCUCUAACUCGGAAGGUGGAGGAGGAGUUUUCUCUGAAGCAGGAACCUGAAACUCCUGAAGAGAGUGAAGCAGAGGAAAGCAGUGAGGAGGAUUCUGAUCCGGGAAGCAGUCGGAACCGCCUGUGGGUCCAGAGAGGAGACGGCUCCGAGUGCCGGUGGAGCGGCGGCGGCGAGGAGGCGCUGGACAGCGACGAGCCGCUCAGCCCUCAGGAGGAACCAGACCUGGUGGUGAUCAAGGAGGAAGAAGAGGACUUCUUCGUGGACCAGCCGGAGGAGCCGCUCACCCUGAAGCAGGAGUUCGGGACUCUCGUGGUAGCACGACCCGAUGAGGGGAAUGACCCGGAACCCGCUCACGCUCGGCUCCUCUUUGGCUCCUCCCCCUCAACUAAGAGGAAGGAUGAAGGACGACGCAAAAGCUUAACUCCACACAGGAUCUUUGUCGGAGAUACAUCAAGUAAACAGAACUCACAAACAGGUAAACAGGUAAACCAAACUCCCGGCAGCGCCGCCGGACCCGCCCCCGCGCCGCAGAGCCUCGAACACGACGCUUGUGGGAAGGCGUUUCUGUGCGACAAGUGCGGCAAAGGCUUCCGGCAACAAGGCCAUUUGAAUUCCCACAUCCGGGUCCACACAGGCGAGAAGCCUUACCUGUGCAAGACCUGCGGGAAGAGCUUCUCCCAGUCCUCCGUGUUUCGGAACCACAUCAUGAUCCACACGGGCGAGAAGCCCUUCUCCUGCAACGUGUGCGGGAAGCUGCUGCGCUACAGCAGCAGCCUGACGGGACACAUGAAGAUCCACACCGGCGAGAAGCCGUACGUCUGCAAGGUGUGCGGCAAGCGCUUCUGCCACAGCAGCGGCCUGGUGUCCCACACGCGCAGCCACACCGGCGAGAAGUCCUACUCCUGCCAGGUGUGCGGCAAAAGCUUCAGCCACAACAGCACGCUGCUGCGGCACACCCGCACGCACACCGGCGAGCGGCCCUUCGCCUGCCAGACCUGCGGCAAGCGCUUCAACAACAACAGCCACCUGACCAUCCACAUGCGGACGCACACCGGCGAGAAGCUCUUCUCCUGCGACGCCUGCGGCAAGAGCUUCAGCCACAGCAGCACGCUGCAGCGGCACGCCCGCAUGCACACCGGCGAGAUGCCGUCCUCCUGCAAGGUCUGCGGGAAGCUGUUCCGGUACAGCAGCAGUCUGGCCAGACACAUGAAGAUCCACGCCGGCGAGAAGCCGUAGCUCCGCAGAGUCUGCGGGGAAGCAGGCGGGACUGCGCAGACGGGCAGGAAGCCGUUCUCCUGCGGCGCAGAGCGUUUCUGCUGGAGGACACGUACAAACGGCGUUUGAAACUAUGACGUUUGGACGACUAUAUUUACUCCACGUUAUCUAUAAAUAACUCCAAAGUGAAACAGAAGAGAACCAGAAUCUGAGUUCAGGUGAAGGGUCACAGGAGAAGGUGGAGGAUCUGAGGGAGAAGGUGGAGGAUCUGAGGGAGAAGGUGGAGAUAUGGAGAAGAUAAACAUCCUGGAAAUCAUAAAUAUUUUGAGAUGCUUUCUGAAAUGAACGAGGAACCAGACGAGUUCUGGGCAGAACUGAAUCGGGUCACAGAGUUCUGGACCUGCUGGUGUUUCUGGAGGAGUUCUGGUGAAAGAGCUGCUGGGUCGGUCCAUCACUGCUGCUUCAUGGAUCUCCUGUUUGUCCUUCAUCUUCUCUCCCGGCAUUCGUCCUUCUUCCUCCCACAGAUGUUCCGUUAUUUUGCCGUCAGGCUCCUCAGACUCCAGCGGUCAUAGCAGACGCAGCCGUCUCUGGACCUGGUUGGCGUUUCUUCUCAAUCUUCCGUUUAGAGGAUGUUUCUUUCGGUCCCUCAUUUCGUGGUGAGAGGAUCUCAGGAUGUUGUUCUUCAGGACGACUGGACUUUGAGAGGUUUUCGUUUUCCUCGGAGCAGCUCCUUCACUUCUGACUGAUCUGAAGAAGACUCCUGGAUGAGAAGAUGAAGAUGUUCUGGAUCACCCUUUAAAGUCCAUUUAUCCUGUAAAUACCAGACCUGGAUGACCGUAGUAAUCUGGGUUUAUUGGAGUUCUCUAGACGGGAUUAUAACAGUAAUAAUCUGAUGUUCGUCAUCAGUCUGGAUUGAAUAUUUAAUCAAUCUAAUAAAAUGAAACCAUCAUUCUUGUUGAGAUCAAACAGCAUUAAACACUUUGAUGUGUUUUCUUUAUGUUAACACAGUGAUAACAUAAUAAUCUCUUGUAUUCUGAGGGAUUAUAAUAAUUAGUUUUAUUGUUGGCAGAAAGUUACUUUAGGUUUUUAUUUUUUAAGUUAGACUGUAGACUUUUCUGUCACUCUGUCUAAAUGAAAACACUAUUAGAAGAUCGUUGAACACUGAGAUGCUCUCAUGAUCUGUUACUGUAGUUUAGUUUUUUAUUGGCAUCUCUUUAGGUUUAGUAAACAUUUAUUUUGUUUUGGGAGAAAUAAAGCUGAAAUAAAUCUGUUUGAA
Oryzias melastigma (Indian medaka) is the source of this 3223-nucleotide messenger RNA. RefSeq names its product zinc finger protein 501. Gene Ontology annotation, molecular function: RNA polymerase II cis-regulatory region sequence-specific DNA binding; DNA-binding transcription activator activity, RNA polymerase II-specific. Gene Ontology annotation, biological process: regulation of transcription by RNA polymerase II. The coding region runs from base 706 to 1968 and encodes 420 amino acids. Gene Ontology annotation, cellular component: nucleus. NCBI's taxonomy places the organism in Eukaryota, Metazoa, Chordata, Actinopteri, Beloniformes, Adrianichthyidae. The record is from RefSeq and is a predicted model, not a curated record. The transcript is spliced from 3 exons.